Molecule: messenger RNA, 690 nt
Organism: Psilocybe cubensis
Lineage: Eukaryota; Fungi; Basidiomycota; Agaricomycetes; Agaricales; Agrocybaceae
Exons: 5
Coding region: 1-690 (229 amino acids)
Biological process (GO): electron transport chain
Source: RefSeq, a predicted model, not a curated record
AUGAUGUGCGCCGAGCGUCCUGUGCCUCCCCCCGGAAUGGCAAUUCCUCUCAAGCCGCUGCUCGGCCCGAGCAAUGACUCUCUAAAGCAAAUAAAGACAAAUCAUAACCCGCGUUCUAACCGUUGGCCAAGGAAGAGGCUACCAUCUAUUGCUAUCAUUAUGUCUCUGCUGCGGGUUGGUACUUCCGUGGCUUCAGUAUCACGAAGAAUUGUGGGGAAAGCUCCUCCACGGAUCUCGCGAGGCGUCGCGACAGAAGCGCCCACCGUUGUAAGGAAGGAAGAGGAGAAGUCGGGAGACAUCGCUGUUCAACCUACUCGGGAUGUCCUGGUUGCGGAUGUCAUCAGCGGGGCUCCAAAUGAGCUGCGCCACCGCUCUGUGCGCAUAUACCAACCCACUCGCAACACCAUGCAGUCCGGCUCAGGAAAGUCGGAACGGUGGCGCAUUGACUUCGAUACUUUAGCAGGUGCUGGACGCUGGGAGAAUCCUCUCAUGGGCUGGGCUAGCUCAGGAGAUUAUAUGCAGGGCACCCGUUUGUCUUUCCGAAGCAAAGAGGAUGCCAUGCAUUUUGCUGAGAAACAAGGUUGGGACUACUAUGUGCAACAAGAAACCGUCAAGCGCAUUCCUCCCAAGAACUACGCAGAGAACUACGUCUACAAACCACACACUCUCAGAAUAAUGAGAACUAAAUAG